This is a messenger RNA of Bombina bombina (fire-bellied toad), 3423 nucleotides long. RefSeq names its product GDP-mannose pyrophosphorylase B (gene GMPPB). The transcript has 10 exons. The record is from RefSeq and is a predicted model, not a curated record. Bases 179 to 1261 code for a protein of 360 amino acids. Gene Ontology annotation, molecular function: mannose-1-phosphate guanylyltransferase (GTP) activity; GTP binding. Gene Ontology annotation, cellular component: cytoplasm. Gene Ontology annotation, biological process: cell wall mannoprotein biosynthetic process; GDP-mannose biosynthetic process. NCBI's taxonomy places the organism in Eukaryota, Metazoa, Chordata, Amphibia, Anura, Bombinatoridae.
GAUAUGCCACCUAAUGAGCUGGAUAUAAUCAUGUCGCCUGCCGUAGAAAGGGAAAUGCUCGUGAUGCCCCGCCUCUGCGUAUGGCUCCACCCCCCUACAGUGUUUUGGGUGACGCCGCCGGUUUGAAUGGUGAUGAGGUGUAGGGAGAGUCUGGAAGCAGGAGCGCGGAACGAUAAACAUGAAGGCUUUAAUCCUGGUCGGCGGUUAUGGUACCAGACUACGUCCACUCACACUCAGUGUUCCCAAACCACUAGUGGAUUUCUGCAAUAAGCCUAUCCUCCUGCAUCAAGUAGAAGCCUUAGUGAAGGCCGGGGUUAAUCAUGUCAUUCUCGCAGUCAGCUAUAUGUCCGAUAUGUUGGAGAAGGAGAUGAAGGAACAGGAGAAGAGGCUGGGAAUUCGCAUCUCAAUGUCACAUGAAAAGGAGCCUUUGGGUACAGCUGGCCCACUUGCCCUGGCUCGGGAACUGCUGACGGAAAACUCUGAUCCUUUCUUCGUCCUCAACAGCGACGUCAUCUGUGAUUUCCCCUUUGAGGAUAUGGUCCGGUUCCACACACACCACGGGAAGGAGGGCACGAUUGUGGUAACAAAGGUGGAGGAACCCUCAAAGUAUGGGGUGGUUGUAUAUGAGGCCGACUCUGGACUAAUCCAGCGCUUUGUUGAGAAACCUCAAGUCUUUGUAUCCAACAAAAUCAACUCUGGACUUUACAUCUUCUGCCCCUCUGUGUUGGACCGCAUUCAGCUGCGGCCGACUUCUAUAGAGAAGGAGAUUUUCCCAGUCAUGGCUCAGGAGGGGCAGCUGUUUGCUAUGGAGCUGCAAGGUUUCUGGAUGGACAUUGGUCAGCCGAAGGACUUCCUGACGGGUAUGUGCCUGUACCUACAGUCUGUGAGGCAGAAGAACCCAGAGAGGUUGCACGCCGGCCCUGGCUUUAUUGGAAAUGUGCUUGUGGAUCCCACAGCCAAGAUUGGUGAGAACUGUAGCAUUGGUCCUAAUGUGACUAUAGGCCCUGGAGUGACGGUGGAGGACGGGGUUCGUAUAAAACGGUGUACAGUGAUGAAGAGCUCACGGCUGCGCUCACACUCAUGGCUCGAGUCUUCGAUUGUAGGCUGGAGCUCGUCUGUUGGUCAGUGGGUUCGUAUGGAAAAUGUGACGGUGCUGGGGGAGGAUGUGAUCGUUAAUGAUGAGCUUUAUCUGAACGGGGCCAAUGUCCUGCCUCACAAGUGCAUUGCAGAAUCUGUGCCAGAGCCUCGGAUUAUCAUGUAGCGCUGAUGGUUUGAGAGGACUUUGUCUUUAGCGGUGGGACGGGCGGUUGUGGUUCUCUACUGUUUACGAGAUUAUAAAAGCACUAAAAUGACUGUGGUUACCUGGGGACACCAUCUGAAGCAUAGGAACUGCUUAAAUACCUCCCGUGCACAACCGGCACCAAUGAGUCCAGGCCCUGCACGUGCUGUGCCCUCUCUCCUGGGUGGGACUUGGAUAUGAACCAUUCUCAUUUUUAUGGCUCUCUACAAGAACUGAGAAAUAUGGCGCAUUACGAGUGUUGGUUUGCAGAUCCUCCCAACACCAGAAAUGUUACUGGUUUAUACUUUGUUUUUAUUGUACAAAUCUGAGAUUCUUAAAACCGCUUCAGGAGAUGCCGGAUUUGUAUUAAACAUGAAAUAGAUGAAGCUUAAUCUAUGCUGCUUCCCAAGCCACAGUGAACCUUAAAAGGCCGUUGUACUCACAUUUUCUUUCUUCUAUAUAAAAGAAGGUAUUUCACACUGUAUUAGACUUUAAUACGCUGUUUGUAUUCUGAAUAAUGAUUUUCUCAUCAGUUUUUUGGAGGCAUUUCCCAUGAGACUGUGAAUUGUUCCUAUUAGCCAGUGAUUAAAGGGACAUUAAACCCAAAAUGUUUCUCAUGAUUUAGGUACAGCAUACAAUUUUUAAAAAAACUUUCCAAUUUACUUCUAUUAGCAAUUUUGCAUCAUUCUCUUAGUAUCCUUUAUUGAAGUAGCAGCAAUGUACUAUUGGGAGCUAGCUGAACACAUCUGUAAACCAAUGGCAAGAAGCAUAAAUGAGCAGAUACCCAUCAGCAACUAGAUUCCAGCUCCUGAGCCUACCUAGGAAUCCUUUUCAACAAAGGAUACCAAGAGAACGAAGAAAAUUAAAUAAUAGAAGGAAAUAGUUUAAAAUUGUAUGCUGAUCCAUGAAAGAAAUGUUUUGGGUUUCAUGUCCCAUUAAACAGACAUAAGUGCAAUAGUAAAAUGCUCUCAUGUGCUAGAGAAUUGUACUAUUCCAUGCUCUGCAGUGAAAUGGCGAGCCAGUCAGGGGUAGCAUAUGUAUAUACUUGCAGUAUUUAUUAUUAGAGCCUCUUACUAUUGCAUUUUUAUGUCCCUUAAAUUCACCUGUAUAACGCACAUAAACACGCAUUUCCUGCUGCAAAUUUAACCGUAAACAGCAUUUAAUAUGCAGGAGUGUAUUUUAAUUUUGAAUAGAAGCAUUACAUUUGUAUAAGCCAUAUAGGGUCAUAUGCUAGGUAUGCCUAAUGCAACCACAUACACAAGGCUCUUGCUGUUUGGGGAAGAUGCACGCCGCUGCUGGCUCCCUGAGCAAGCACAGUGCAUGUGAAGCAUAUCUACAUAUACCACUGAAAACAGUGACAGCUUGUGUUUGUUAAAAGCCCCAUGGCAGAACAUGCAGUGAUCUGAGAUGUCAUUGCAUAAAAUGCAGCAUGUCUGCAGAAAGAACAGGACACUUUGCAGUGCUGCUCCACAUCAGACUGUUCUCUUGAAACAGAGCUUUGCUCUGGCUGCGCUGUGUAAGUUUUCCUUAACACAGUGCAUCCACAGCAAACUGCUGUUUGAAAUGUACAGUAAAAUAUGCAGUUGAGAUGCAAAGCAGCAGCACAUUGAUUGUUAACUGGCUUUCAGAUUUUUUUCAAACCCAACCCCUAGCCUUCCCCAGCCUGCAAAGCUGUUUUUAUUAAUGUAAGACAUUAUUAUGAGCAAUGCACCUUUUUUAUUACUACAUUUCUAUGUUAAACCAAGUGAAAAGGUAACCACUUUUAUUCAAGAGACAUUUUACAAUUUAACCUCUGGGGUUAAAAGUAUGUUCCAAAAAUGAUUCUAUUCCAGGGCUUGACAAACUCCUGUAGACACUGGCUCCUAGAAUUUUACCACUGGCUCCUAACUUUUGGGGUUAUUCUCUAUAUGUCUAUAUACCAUUGUCUCCUAAAAAAUUUUUCGACCCCUCUAUUCCACAUAAAAAUGCACGUUUUUGUUUUGAUUUUUUAUGUCCUUUUAACAGACUACAAAAAUUAUAUAUACUAAAAUGAUUAAAUGCUGCUCUUCUAUAUGCAUCAAAGAAAAUGCUACAAGUACAAUGUUGCUUUAAUGUAUAUGAUAUUUCUAAAUAGACCUUUUAAUAUAAACCAAUGAAUUUCUUAA